UUGCGGAAGUGUUUUCAUUUCCGUGGGUUGUUUUUAAUAUUUCGCCCAGUUUCGUUGGUUCUUGUGAAUAUUUUUGUCACAUUGUUUUAGAAUACAUAACUAAUAAGUCCAUGCGUUGUACCGAGGAACGGCGUUAUUAAUUUCAUGGAAGUUGAAUGUUGUUGAUGUUAUCUCGACAAUGGCGACUGGCGUGAAAACCAUGACUGAGCCAGGCAAAUUGGUUAUUCCAACCAAUCAAGUGAGCUUUGUAUGUCAGCGAUGUUGUCAGCCUCUGCGAUUGGACUCGUCGUUUCAAUGUAUUGACUCGCAGACACUUCAAGAUUUACAAGACUUCCCUCAUGUUUACAUUGGAUGCAAUGAAAUCAAAUCUUGCUACCGAGUACCAACAUUUACAUUGCCCAAAAUGUGUUUUGUUUGGGUUACGAGUCAUUUGUUUGAUAUUAUGUCUGGAGAAGCAGAUAUCGACCAUCCACUUUGUGAGGUACGUAUAUUAGUAUUGUAUUGGAAAGAAUACACUGAAUAUAAAAGACAAUAUUUGGAAUUCCAUGAUGAACAGAGAAAUGUUGACAAUCAAUUAAAAUAUGCACAUGCUCCUGACAAACUAAAGAAAACUAAUGUAUUCAAUGCGACUUUCCAUAUAUGGCAUAGUGGACAUUUUGGAACUAUUAACAAUUUCCGAUUGGGAAGACUUCCCAGUGUUCCAGUUGAAUGGAGUGAAAUCAAUGCUGCAUGGGGUCAGACUGUAUUAUUACUUCACUCUUUAGCACAAAAAAUGAAUUUGCGGUUUCAAAGGUAUCAGUUGGUUCCAUAUGGAAAUCACUCAUUUCUGGAAUGUCUGAGUGACAAAUCUAAAGAGCUACCACUUUAUGGUUCUGGUGGAUUUCGAUUUUUCUGGGAUACAAAGUUUGAUCAUGCUAUGGUAGCCUUUCUUGACUGCUUACAGCAAUUCAAAGAAGAGGUUGAAAGAGGUGACACAGGGUUCUGUUUACCAUAUAGAAUGCAUAAUGGUAGAAUUGAAGAUGCUGCAUCAGGCACUUCAUAUUCUAUAAAAAUCCAGUUCAACUCUGAAGAACAGUGGACCAAAGCAUUGAAGUUCAUGCUGACUAAUUUAAAGUGGGGACUUGCAUGGGUAUCUUCACAAUUUACAAAAUAAAAUGGUUUACUUGUUUGUUUUUUUGAAAUUGAAACUAUAUUCUUUUGAACUAAUAAUAUUUAGCUUGCCAAAAUGGAUGUGUAAAUUGUGCAGUAUUUAUUUAAC
Saccoglossus kowalevskii is the source of this 1258-nucleotide messenger RNA. RefSeq names its product beclin-1-like. Gene Ontology annotation, biological process: mitophagy; late endosome to vacuole transport; autophagosome assembly. Gene Ontology annotation, molecular function: phosphatidylinositol 3-kinase binding; protein-macromolecule adaptor activity. Gene Ontology annotation, cellular component: phosphatidylinositol 3-kinase complex, class III, type II; phosphatidylinositol 3-kinase complex, class III, type I; phagophore assembly site. The record is from RefSeq and is a predicted model, not a curated record. Lineage: Eukaryota; Metazoa; Hemichordata; Enteropneusta; Harrimaniidae.